AUGGAGCCUUUCAACCUCGAUAUCUCAUUGGACUACGGAGAGGAGGAUUUUGACUUUGGAAGUCAGCUGUCCAGUGCUUCAUCCACUCGAAGCUUUUCGACCACUCCUUCCUGCGCACCCAUUACACCACACUCCGGUCGCUCCACACCUCAGCAACACAAGACAUCUACGGGCUUCGGUCCAGUACGAGAAAAUGGGCCUACCACAACACCAACAUCCUCGUCCAUGGAUGAUUACUUGAUAACAGAGGUGAAGGCAGAGAUUCUGGCCUGGGAAGCAUACCCACCAACGCCGUCUAAAUAUCCUACGGACUCACCAUACAAUAUGGAUAUCGAACAUGCAACAGUAAUGCAUUCCAGCCUUCCUCAGUAUGGCAAUGCUAUGGACUUCAACAACCAUAAUAUGUUAGAACAAUAUCCCUUCUCGGAUAAUCUGACGUCUCCUUUCAAUGUACCACCUCCUCCUUACUCGCUACACAACCCAACCUGGGACAAUUCUUCCCUUUGGACUAACCCGUCCGAAAACUCUCUGGGGUUCUUGGAUAAACCCGAUUCUCCAGCUUUGGUGCCAGUGCUAAGCGAUGUAUCUCUCCAAGACCGAAGCAUACGUCGCCCACCGCCGUAUCUGUCUAAUACCAUGAGAAGGCACCUGCCAAUGGAGAAUGCGCAGCGGAAAUCAAGCGUAUUACACCGCGUUCAGAACGGAGAAGUGUCCCGAAGAGGCAAAUUCCAGCCUGGCUUCAUCGCCUCGAUACCUUCAGCGCAACACCGAUGUCAGAUGCCUGAAUGUGCAUUAAAGGAUGCGGGAAAGAAAGGUUACAAACGAGCCGAGCAUUUGAAACGUCACUUUAGAUCAAAACACAGCCAUGGAGAGGAUGACGAGAUAUGCAAGUUCUGUGGUCACAACUUCUCCACUAGAAAGGACAAUUAUAAGUCGCAUUUGUACCUGCACACCAAACAUGAGCGUUCAAGCACGUCGAGGACGCUCUAUCAUCCAGACGCAGUACUGGAGUACGCUGAGAUAAUGUCACAAACAAAACGACGAAACACAGCCAAGAAAAACACGAAAUGA
Truncatella angustata is the source of this 1071-nucleotide messenger RNA. RefSeq lists its product as uncharacterized. Bases 1 to 1071 code for a protein of 356 amino acids. Lineage: Eukaryota; Fungi; Ascomycota; Sordariomycetes; Amphisphaeriales; Sporocadaceae. The record is from RefSeq and is a predicted model, not a curated record. The transcript is spliced from 2 exons.